Molecule: messenger RNA, 440 nt
Organism: Dermacentor andersoni
Lineage: Eukaryota; Metazoa; Arthropoda; Arachnida; Ixodida; Ixodidae
Source: RefSeq, a predicted model, not a curated record
GCAGCCGCUUGUAGCUGACCGCUUGGAGCCGUUAUCGGUGCUCCGAGCCGUUUGCGUUGUGCUCGCGCUCCAGUGAAUCCCUGUCCGCGUCAGCAUGGGCGUUGAAGUGCAGACCAUCUCUCCCGGCGACGGUCAGACAUUCCCAAAAAUUGAUCAGACAGUUGUGGUCCACUACACAGGUACCUUGGCAGAUGGUGCAAAGUUUUACUCACCACAGGAUAGGGGCAAGCCAUUCCAGUUUCGCAUUGGCAAAGGGGAAGUCAUUCGCGGCUGGGAAGGGGGUGUUGCUCAGAUGAGUGUCGGCCAACGAGCCAAGCUGAUCUGCUCUCCAGACUAUGCCUAUGGAGCCAUGGGCCACCCUGGCAUAAUCCCGCCCAACGCCGUGCUCACAUUCUAUGUGAAACUACUGCGGCUCGAGUAAAAGGCACGGUUGCUCCACG